Coccinella septempunctata (seven-spotted ladybird) is the source of this 561-nucleotide messenger RNA. RefSeq lists its product as uncharacterized. The record is from RefSeq and is a predicted model, not a curated record. The coding region runs from base 56 to 385 and encodes 109 amino acids. Lineage: Eukaryota; Metazoa; Arthropoda; Insecta; Coleoptera; Coccinellidae. The transcript has 2 exons. Gene Ontology annotation, biological process: sleep; regulation of synaptic transmission, cholinergic; positive regulation of voltage-gated potassium channel activity.
GCCUCCUUCAAACUUGAAAUAUUCCGUUUAUAAAGUAAAAUCUAUUCUCAGCUCAAUGAUGGAGUUAACAACAGUUUUUUUCUUUUUCAUGUUUUUCCUUAAUUCAGGAGAAUCCUUGGACUGUUAUCAGUGCGAGUCUUCCAACGAAAAUGCUUGUAGAGAAUUUGGGCCUGAUUUGUUGGAAAAACUAUGCGACGCUGGUGAAAACGUCUGCUUAUCUUUUGGUAUCAAAAAUCCGUAUAACGAAGACAGACCUAGAACUUAUGUGAGAAAAUGUGCUGUGGAUGGUACGAUCUGUGGAAAAGUGAAAAAUAUACACGGAAACAAUGUUUUGCAGUGCACAACUUGCGAAUUCGAGAAAUGCAACAAGAAUAUUAUAGGCUGAUUGGGUUGUCUCAUAAAUAAAUUGAUACAAGGGAAAAUGGACUAGUGAAAAUCGAAAAUUGAAGAGAAGUCAGACCAAUUUCUGACUUCUUAGUCUUCAUCACAUAAUUCAGUAGAUUAUGACAACCGUGAAAUCAUGAAAAUCAUAUAGAGUCAUUCGGGGCAACUGUGCGCACU